Messenger RNA from Tupaia belangeri chinensis (Chinese tree shrew), 1201 nucleotides. RefSeq names its product ST3 beta-galactoside alpha-2,3-sialyltransferase 4 (gene ST3GAL4). Bases 61 to 1062 code for a protein of 333 amino acids. Lineage: Eukaryota; Metazoa; Chordata; Mammalia; Scandentia; Tupaiidae. Gene Ontology annotation, molecular function: beta-D-galactosyl-(1->3)-N-acetyl-beta-D-galactosaminide alpha-2,3- sialyltransferase activity; beta-galactoside (CMP) alpha-2,3-sialyltransferase activity. Gene Ontology annotation, biological process: glycolipid biosynthetic process. The transcript is spliced from 10 exons. The record is from RefSeq and is a predicted model, not a curated record.
GUGGCCCGAGGCAGCCAGGAUGCCAGCUCUCCCCAGGAACCGCGCCGCCUGCUGAGAGACAUGGUCAGCAAGUCCCGCUGGAAGCUCCUGGCCAUGCUGGCGCUGGGCCUGGUGGUCACGGCGUGGUACUCCAUCUCCCGGGAGGACAGGUAUACCGAGCUUUUUUACUUUCCCAUCCCAGAGAAGAAGGAGCCAUGCUUCCAGGGCGAGGCUGAGAGGAAGGCCUCUAAGCUCUUUGGCAACUGCUCCCGCGACCGACCCAUCUUCCUGCAGCUGAAGGAUUACUUCUGGGUCAAGACGCCGUCUGCCUACGAGCUGCCCUACGGGACCAAGGGCAGUGAAGACCUGCUCCUCCGGGUCCUGGCCAUCACCCGUCACUCUGUCCCCGAGAGCAUCCAGAGGCUCCGGUGCCGCCGCUGCGUGGUGGUGGGCAACGGGCACCGGCUACGGAACAGCUCGCUGGGGGGCACCAUCAACAAGUACGACGUGGUCAUCAGGCUGAACAACGCCCCCGUCGCGGGCUAUGAGGGCGAUGUGGGAUCUAAGACCACCAUGCGUCUCUUCUACCCUGAGUCCGCUCACUUCGACCCCAAAGCGGAGAACAACCCGGACACACUGCUCGUCCUAGUCGCUUUCAAGGCUAUGGACUUGCACUGGAUGGAGGCCAUCCUGAGCGACAAGAGGCGGGUGCGGAAAGGCUUCUGGAAGCAGCCUCCCCUUAUUUGGGACGUCAACCCCAAGCAGGUUCGGAUUCUCAACCCCUUCUUCAUGGAGAUAGCGGCCGACAAGCUCCUGAGUCUGCCGAUGCAGCAGUCGCGCAGGGCCAAGCAGAAGCCCACCACGGGCCUGCUGGCCAUCACGCUGGCCCUUCACCUCUGCGACCUGGUGCACAUCGCGGGCUUUGGCUACCCUGACGCCUAUAACAAGAGGCAGACCAUCCACUACUACGAGCAGAUCACGCUCAAGUCCAUGGCGGGCUCGGGCCACAACGUCUCUCAGGAGGCUCUGGCCAUCAAGCGGAUGCUCGAGAUCGGCGCGGUCAAGAACCUCACGUUCUUCUGAGCGGACAAGAGCUGGGCCACUGGCCGUCUGCUCCCGGUGGGGGAGCCCCGUGGCUGUGGGGUGCUCAGUGCCACUGUGACCCACUCAGACCCGCCUCCCUGAUUUGGGCACGGGUCCUGGGACUGGCCAGGCCUGACCG